This is a messenger RNA of Paramisgurnus dabryanus, 5198 nucleotides long. RefSeq names its product coiled-coil domain containing 78 (gene ccdc78). Gene Ontology annotation, cellular component: cytoplasm. The record is from RefSeq and is a predicted model, not a curated record. Lineage: Eukaryota; Metazoa; Chordata; Actinopteri; Cypriniformes; Cobitidae.
UCAUUUUUUCAGUGUACUAACCAAGUCAUCAACAAAUCUUUUAUUUUGUCCUGACUCGUGUUUCCUGUUGACCUCAGAGACCGAUGUCUUUAUCUUUACUCCCAUAGAGACUCAUGUUUAUAGAAACCAGACUGUACACAAACUCUCUUCAGACACCUGAUGAUGAUGAUGGACUCUGUGAAUGAACCAACCUCACUAAACCAACUUCACGAGCAGAUAUCCACUUUAACAGAUGAGAAUGUUCAGCUGCGUGAACGUAAUGAAGUGCUCUUCAGUAAGCUUGGCUCGGUCCAAAACAAACUUGGCCAGCAGGCCGCUUCAAAGAGCGAUCUGUCCGUCAAACUGGUCCAAUGUGAAGAAGAAAAGCUGAAGAUCUCAAAAAACCUCGUAGAUGUACAAAUAGACGCCAAUAAAAUGAGAGAGAAGUAUGAAGCAGAGAUCUUUGAGCUGAAAAACAUGCUUUUAUCCCAGGACGGCACAAUCUCAUCUCUUCAGAUGGAGCGAGAUCGGCUUAGACAGGAAGCGUCGGCAUCGUCGGCACGUUUAGAAGUCAUUGAGAGAAGUGAACGUGACCUGGCCGAAGAGCACACGGUGCUAAAGGCCGACUUUCUUUCAAUGAGUGCCGCUUAUGAGAGAGAGCGUGCACACACCGAAGAGCUCAGCGGCGAGCUGCUCACCCUCGCACAAACACACGACACACUCCUGCGGGAGAGAGAGCGCACACACAGACACACGCUGGAGGUGGAGAGGGUUCGAGCGCUCCUUAGUAGGGCAUCCCAAAACAGAGUCAGGCCUGAGGAUUUUGAACAGAGCAAAGUCCCGCUGGUGAGAAAUGAAGUGCACAAUAUCAUGAAAGAUGAGCUAGAAAAACUGAGGAAAAGUUACGAAGGGCAACAGCGACAGCUGGAGGAGAAAGUUGUUGCUCUGGGAAAGGAGCAACAAGAAAACAAAAGAGCCAUUCAGUACACCCGACACAAGCUCACCCAGCAGUCUGCGACGUUGAUCAUUUCUCAAGACCAGCUGAAGGAAACCGAAGCUGAACUCUCUAAAGUACAAAAUCAUCUGAAGGAGCUCAACCGAGCGUACAGAGCUCGACUCGCCCGCUACAUGCAGGACAUUACAGAGUGUGUCACAACAGUAGGUGCUGGUGAUUUGGGACACAAGCUGAAGGGGUUCGUCGAGUCAAUGCUGGAGGAGAUGAAAGCCUCAUAUCGCUCCAGAGAGGAACAACUCACUAAAGCAGUCCGAACGUCUCGCAAACGCAUACAGAGUCUGAACGACACAUAUCAGAGACUGCUCAUCGCCUACAGAGAGCAACGUGAGCAGAUCUCGGCACACGCUUUAGAUGCCGGACCACCAGAGGUCGACUUCAGUCUGCCCGGAGCCGAAUUGAGAGGGGAGACGGAGAGAGAACUACAGAGACUCAGAGAGGACAAAGCCCGACUGGAGAUUCGACUCAGACAGGCUCAAGAACAGAUGGCUGUGUUGUCAGAGUCUCAGAGGGCUGGAUUGACACCCGAGGCCUGGGAUGAUGUUAAAAAACAGCUCGGAGAAAUAACCAACACCACACAGGAAGCUCAAGAGAGAGAGCGAGCCCAGCUCAUCGCCCGUGCAGCGGUCGCCGAGCAGCAGUUGUCUGAGCUGAAGGAGUAUGUUGACAACCACCUGGGCAGGUAUAAGCUGGAGAUAACACGACUGCGCAGACGUCUGGGAUCAAAAGAUGGAAGGUCAAAUAGUGCUGGAGUCCGUAAGCCCCGCCCUCUCCAUACAUCAAUCAAAAACAGCAGUAAUGAGAUAUAAUACAGGAGUUCACCAGCUCCUCCUAUCACAAACAGCAGUUACACAAGCAGUACACAAACCCUAGCCCUCCAUAAAUCACUCGAAAACAACAUGGCCAAAAAACACUAAAAUAUAACUAAUAGUAAAAUAAUAUCUUUGAUAAGCUAAUGAAAACAAGUAUAAACAGUGUUAGACCAUUAAUAAAUCUAACUGUGAUUUUGCUUGGGGAAGACUUUUUGGCGUAAUUCUGGGAAUUCACAAAAUCUGAUAUCAGAUGAGGAGCUUCCAGGUUGCUGAUAUCUUAAACAGAUCUACUGACAGAAGUGAGGUGUCAGUUGUUUUGCAUUUUAAGCAGCACAAGACUAUUUAUACUAAAUAAUCAAUCUACCGUUUUCCUUACUUGGCUAAAACCAUCUGCUUAAUGUAAACGUGAAUAAAUAAAUGGUUUAAGUAAAACUCGAUGAGCAAGAUUUUCGAUUGAUCAUCACUUUACUGAUAUUGUUUUGCAUGUAAACAUUUUUAUCAGCUGUCUCUUCACGCCUGUUUAUUGAUUUGCAUCCCUUCAGAACGACUUUAAAUUGAACUGUUUUUAGAUGGGUAUCAGCAUGUUGUUGUAUAUGUAAACACAGUCUGAUGGAUAAUUUACAUUUUACCCAACUGUUCAUUCAGUUAGAUUUUUUAUUCAUAAUUUAUUACUAUAACUAAUUCAAUGAAAAGGCUGAGCAUCACUUCACGCUGGCUGAUGCUGUGUUUUAAAAAACCUGUGUGUUAUUGAAUUUGCUCUUCAUGAGAAACUAUGUGUGGAAUGUUUAAAUAGCUUAUGUCAAUUUUAUGGCCUGCAGGAUUGAAUCUGCCUGACAAUUCAAUGUUUGACGCUUUCGAGUAAUUUCGUAGUUCACACACAUGGUUUUUCUCAGAAACAUACAUGUUAAAACACAAAGAGACUUCAAUUAUUUGCAGGAGUCUCCUAGGGUGAAUGCUGGGAUAGUAAAUCACAUGGGAUAUAAGACAUCUGACAUGGUUUUCAUUAUAGAUAUGCGCAAAACUAGCGAUAUUUUCUAAAUGUCGAUAAAAAAAACGAAUGCAAAAUGGCAGCAUUUCCAGCUUGAUCUCACGAAAUUGGUACGUAUUACCAAAUUAAUUUUAUAAAAAUUAUGAUUAUCAUAAAAAAACAUUUACCAAACCCCACCCCUAAACCCAACAUCAUUGGGCAAAAACAAAUCGUGCAAAAAUUUACAUAUGUGGUCAUACAAAUUAAUAUAAAUUAGCCACCUUGUAAAGUACGUACUAAUUGCUAUGAGAUAGCGUUGGCGUUUCCAUUAACGAUUUUUUGAGGUUAAAGCGUAAUUUUUAUUAAUUCUUUCCCCGCCAGCAUUUUUUUUUUAAGUUGCCAGCCAGUGCCAGCAGUUUGCAUGAUUUUCACAAAAGCUUAAAUAAAAAUGUUCCAGAAAAUGUUCUUCUUUAAAUGUAUAAACAUACAAUAUAUCAAAUGAGAGAACAGAAAAGUUUUAUCCUACCUUCAUUAGUUCUUUUUUUAUCAUCUCUCAAAUAUGGGUAGGUUUUUUCCAAAAAUAUCAAAUUUUCAGCAAAAAGCUGAGAUAAUUGCAUUCUUGUGAAUUACUUUUGAUAGAGAUCAGAUUCAGAGCGAUCCUCAAAACAUACACGGACAUGCAGCUGUUUGCUCUAGGCCUAGGGCGAUACUUCCGGGUUUUAUAAGUUGCGAAAGAGCGCCACCUGGUGGAUAAUAGCGGUAUUAUGGAUUGGCGGAAAUACUCGUCGUUUGCAGGGAAGCUUUUUCUCUUAAUUGGCGAGUUAACUCUUCAAUGGCGGUUAACGAAAAGAGUUAUUCAAAAAACAUAUCACAUAUAUCAUCAAAAUAGAUUCAAAAGCAUACAGAGCUGUCGACUCUCGAGUUGUUCCUCGUGGUAUUUUUAUGUCAUAUUUCAUACGUUUUUAGAAAAACUAAUUUCGUAAAUUACGCUUUAACCGCAUAAUAUUGCAUUAUAAUAAUGUGACUUUUAUGCACUUUAGAUUACUUGUAAACGUGAAAAAACUAGGUGUGCACUAACCAGUCAUGAAUUUUGUCCGAUUUGAGCUGGCGGCGAUGGCAUGUGACUGUAACGUAUGGCAUCAAAGUACCGCAAGAGCGUUUCGAGAGUAGCCGGCUGGCUUAACUGGCGCAGAGAGGCUGCACGGAGUACUGAUGACGAAACGACUCUUUGUGAUUGGUCGCCUCACUGAUGAGAACGACACGUGCGUUUUUAUGUUUAAUCCAACCUUAAAUUCCACUAAUAAACAGGUAUAACUCCUUAAUAUAACCUUAAUAUGUUAUAUUGUGCCAUGUAAUAAAAUAAAUAACUUUAAUUUAAUAACCUACUGUUUACCAUUAUUUCCAGGCAUAAACAGCAACUAAAAUAUUCAAUAUAAAGGGUUUCUGAUUGCAACUUUUAUGAAAAGAUUAGUUUUUUGACAAAUUCGGCAUCUAAUUCACUUCAUUCGUAAUUUAAAAAGGAAACAUGACGCACACAUCACUACGGCAAGCAGCAGGUGUCCGACUUUGUCUUUAACUCCUCCCUCGACUGCAAGCAGCAAACCUCACUGACCGGUCUGCCCAGUGCCGCAUUAACUCGAACACAGCUACUCUUUCCAUUGCAGUUUUGCGAUAUUUAUUUAAAACCACCUGAUUGUUAAACAUUUUUGCAAUAUAUGGGAGUUUUUGCGAAAUUAACGCGUUUCCAUUGGCUGUAUUUCAAUUUGUGCAAUUUAAAGGGUAAUGGAAAUGCGUCUAAUGACUUGCGUCUAAAAAAUAUUUUUACUGGCCAAUAUUUAUUUAAAAAACAAGUCAUGUUGUAGAUUAAAGAUUUAUUAGAUUCAAGCCUUUAUUUGUCUCACAUAAAACUUUAAAAUAUCAACAAAAUGCUUGUCUUUACUUUCAAAAGAAAACUCUAAAAUGAUCAGAUUCGCAUUGUGGUUUAAUGAUUAUCUUCGUAUUUACUUUGUGUUCAAUAAAAUGACAAAAAUACAGUAAACCCUUGUUUCUUUAAUUUAGUUUGGAUGGCUAAAAGGUGAAGUUACAACAAAACGUAGGCUACCAUAAAAAUUAAAUAAAACUUUUGCCUUUCUUACAAAACUGACAGAGUAAAAUCUCAAACGUAAUGCCAUACUUCAGUUUCAAUCAAAGUAUCCAAACAUGAACUAAAGUAAAAUGCUGCAGGAUAAACUGGGAAGCGUGUUAUUAAGAAAAAAGGACAUGGAUUACCCACAGAAAGAGAGGGAGAGAGUUGAGGGCCGUAGGAUUUGUCAGAUAAAGGAAAGUGUUUGGGAAACGGCCUUCAGACUGAGAGCCUAUGAGCGCCUCUUUCAUGAAGCAUAAAAAACAUCCAGAUUAUGCGUAUGGGAAACGGUCUGUAGUGAGUACA